CCCAAUCCCUAGCUAGUAUUUAAACAGUGUUAGACACUUCUUUUCCUCCUCAUUAUUGACCAUGGAAAACUUGCAGCCUCUAGCCACAGAAAGCUUUUCAUACAGCUGGUUGUUCAAUGGAAACCCGCCACUCGAUGGCCUUGCAGAUUCAGAAUCCCCAAGAACAUCUAUAGAUGAAGCUGGCGCCUUAGAAAUAACAACGUUUAUAGUUCAUCAGAAGAGAUUGCUCAAUGAAGAAUCACAGAAUUUCAACUUUGAUCUUCCUGCAGCUAGUUCUGAGUCUCCUCUCUCUAUGGUCCAUGCUGAUGAACUUUUCUCAGAAGGUCAGAUCAUUCCCUUGUAUAUCAACAGAUCAAAUAAUGAAGCUAAAAAAGAAUCGCUGAGUGACUCAAUCACAGCACCAGAAUCUGACCUUACUCCCACAACCGUAAUUUCUCAAGUCCAGAAGGAUUUCAUUGAGAAAUGGAGGGGAUUACCAAGCAGAAUGUUGCAGAAAUGGCUGAGAUAUUUGAAGCCAUUGUUCAAGAGGAUAGGGAUGCAAAGAAACACUGCUAAAGUUGGAUGCCAAGCCUCUGUACCGCGGUUUACCAAGGCUUAUUCUGCUGUUGACAGAGCUGGAGAAAAGCAAACAGGCAACAAAAAGAAGAACAUAAGAAAGACUAGAAGCUGGAGCAAUACACCACAAGCAUCCCCCUUGCAAAGUCCAUACCAUUCAACAGAUGAUAAGCAUGACAUGGAAUGCUUAGUUACUGAAGCAAUUCUUCACUGUAAACGAUCAUUUGGUAUGCUAGACAGCAUCAGUUCUUAACACAUUUCCACUCCAAAAACCACAAACUUUCAUCUUUUUUUUUUCUCCUUUUAAUAGGGAAAUGAAAUGAGAAUUGUACAUUUUUACCAGAAGAAUUUGCAGAUAUUGCAAAGAGCUGAACAUAAUGCUUGUAACAAUUAAUAAUUGAUUCAGCCUUCUUCUUUGAUGUCCAUGUAAAUUUUGUCCUCCAGACAAAGAAAGAAAAUAGCCAUUGACAGCUGCUAACCAAUUUGUACAUUUUCACACAAAAACGAGUGAUGUGCAGCACUGCACAAUGCAAAUGCUUAUCUUC
Messenger RNA from Ipomoea nil (Japanese morning glory), 1100 nucleotides. RefSeq names its product probable membrane-associated kinase regulator 6. The coding region runs from base 62 to 808 and encodes 248 amino acids. NCBI's taxonomy places the organism in Eukaryota, Viridiplantae, Streptophyta, Magnoliopsida, Solanales, Convolvulaceae. The transcript has a single exon. The record is from RefSeq and is a predicted model, not a curated record.